AUGGCAUCAUCCACCUUCAAGAGGCUUGUCCGAUUCGUCCCUACUUCGGAUUCUAGUAAGAUUCUCAUAGGUCAACCCAUCGAUGACAGCAUCGACGUUGGCGCCGCGCUUCGAAAGUGCCAGAAGGUCGAGGUUGAGGUUUUCUCUGGGUCAUCUGUCCUAAGUCCAGGACAAAGAUCUACGAGCCGCGACACGAUUCAAAAACUGUUGUCGCCGCUUGCAGCUGAAGAAGUUGGCACCAUUCGUGGCAUCGGGCUCAAUUACAAGCAGCAUGCAGAGGAAGUUCAUCUUCAGAUUCCAACAGUUCCCACUGUUUUCAUGAAACCCUGCACGGCGAUAGGUGACCCGUGGCCAACCCCGACCAUGUUACCAAAGAUUACUCAAAUAGAUGAUUGUGGAGACUACGAGGCUGAGCUUGCUGUUGUCAUUGGCAAAACUGCCAAAAACGUUUCCAAGGACGACGCGAUGAACUAUGUUCUUGGAUACACGGCUUGCAACGAUGUUUCUAGUAGAACGAGCCAAUUCGCACAGUCCCAGUGGUCAUUUUCCAAAAGCUUUGAUGGCUCAUGCCCCUUGGGUCCAGCGCUAGUGUCGCCGUCUGUCAUUUCAGAUCCUUGUACUCUUCGACUGCGCGGUGUGAAGAAUAAGGAAUUACUGCAAGAUUGUGGCAUAGACGACCUUAUUUUCAGUGUAGCGGAGCUUAUUAGCUUCUUGUCCCAGGGUACUACACUCCCUGUCGGUACGGUUAUUAUAACUGGCACUCCGGCAGGAGUUGGUGUUAGUCGCAACCCGAAGGUAACCCUGGCUCACGGCGAUGAGUUUUGGGUGGAAAUUCUGCCUCACAUAGGUACCUUGGUGAACGUGUUCCAGAAUGAGAUGUAG
This is a messenger RNA of Metarhizium robertsii ARSEF 23, 882 nucleotides long. RefSeq names its product fumarylacetoacetate hydrolase. The record is from RefSeq and is a predicted model, not a curated record. NCBI's taxonomy places the organism in Eukaryota, Fungi, Ascomycota, Sordariomycetes, Hypocreales, Clavicipitaceae. Gene Ontology annotation, molecular function: acetylpyruvate hydrolase activity. Bases 1 to 882 code for a protein of 293 amino acids. The transcript is spliced from 6 exons.